Fomitiporia mediterranea MF3/22 is the source of this 222-nucleotide messenger RNA. RefSeq lists its product as uncharacterized. The transcript has 4 exons. NCBI's taxonomy places the organism in Eukaryota, Fungi, Basidiomycota, Agaricomycetes, Hymenochaetales, Hymenochaetaceae. The coding region runs from base 1 to 222 and encodes 73 amino acids. The record is from RefSeq and is a predicted model, not a curated record.
AUGAUUGCCUACAUAUGUGUCAAGGCAUGCUUUUUUAUUUCAACACUUGAAACCUUUGACUACAAGUCUCUAUGGGUCCAGGACACACUUAAUUGGUGGAAUAGGCAGGUUUUCGGCUCCUCUGGUGAAUUGCUCACUAUUGAACCUGAGGAGGACAAGGAGUCAUCAAUUGUAGCCAUUUUGAGAGCUUGGAAGGCUUGCAAAGGGUGUAGACAGUCCUAA